This is a messenger RNA of Suillus paluster, 1929 nucleotides long. RefSeq lists its product as uncharacterized. Lineage: Eukaryota; Fungi; Basidiomycota; Agaricomycetes; Boletales; Suillaceae. The coding region runs from base 1 to 1929 and encodes 642 amino acids. The record is from RefSeq and is a predicted model, not a curated record. The transcript is spliced from 6 exons.
AUGGAUGGUAAUUUUAAAGCCGAGCACAUGCAUCCGGUGAAUCCAUCCGACGAAGUAUCAUUGAUGGAUGGUCUCGCAUUCAUGGUCUCCGAUGAAAGAUACAAGAGUCAUUUGUCCGUUGCUCAAGACCAUGUCCAAAAGUCAGAUUGCAACAAUCACCGGGCGGUCAAUCAAGCAAACGCCUCCCGGCAAAGGCUGGAAGCCACCGGUAUAGGAGGGUGUGCAUGUGCACGGCAUGGAUGUUUUGUCCCACAUUCCAUGGUGGAUUUUCAGAGGGGCGAAAGGCAGAUGAACAUGGACUAUGCGUUGAGUCAAGCACUCAACUAUAAGACCGAUGGAAUCUCUCGAGCCAUAACUUUCUAUGACAUAAAUUGUCAGUAUAACAAGUAUUUGAAGGACCGGAUCGCUUCCAGUAUAUAUCUUUCCAUCCCCAUCGGCAUGGAUAUCAUUCCCGGAAUAGGUUUGUGGCAUGUACAUGGCCAUCAAGACAGCUGCUUUGUCCGGUAUGCAUCAAAUUUCAUCCACGGGGCUGGCAGGAUAGAUGGAGAGAUCAUGGAGACCCUCUGGGCGCCUUUGAAUAUCAUCUCCCCAUCAGCCAGGGGCAUGGGAACCCCGCAUCGCAAGGAGGUAUUGGAUUAUCAGAUGAAUGAUUGCAACUUCAUGAAAAUGAUUCGCAUCACUAAGUUUCUCUGCAGAAAGUUAAAAGAGGCAAUCAAGGGUGCUGCGGAGAGCAAAAUUGCAUUCCAAAAUCUCAGCGAAACAGCUCACCCUGACAUGGUCAUUCUUUGGGAGGCAGAGGAGGCACUCGCUCAUGCGAACAGACUGGAUGAUCCGACAGCUAUGGACAUCUAUGAGGUCCGGUUGGAAAAGGCUCCCACUAGAAAACAGCAGGAGUUGCGCCUCCUGCAGGCUCAAAAUCGCCCAGAACAUCCGGUUACCAACUCCCCUGGUCGCCGAGGAGCUGCCACCUGGCUCGCAACCGGUCUCACCAUAGAGGAAUCUCAAAUCUCUCUUGCUAGGGAUGUGAAACAGGCUGGGAAAGCAUCCCACAGACAUGCAAUUAUUGAGAUCGAUGUCAACGACCCGGAUUUGCUGGUCAACAGAGUUUGUAAUUCACUCCCGGAUGAUUAUGAAGACGACUCCGAUCUCGAUGAUGAUCCGGAGCCGGAUAUACACGAUACUUCCAUAUUUCAACCGGAGCUCACUGUCAUACCCCUGCCAUCCAAUAUUGGUCAGGUCAGGUGCAAGGAUUUAGGUCUUAUGGAUCUCAUGAAAGAAGAAACUACCCUUCGUGAAGGCCAGGCCAAUGAUGCACUCCAUGCCAUUAGAGUUCAUUUGGUAGAUAAAGCCGUCAUAUUCCGCAAUACUGUCCGGUCAGCCAAGUCACAGGCCUCAUCCACCAGGGCAUGGACUCAAGUUCGCUCGGUGGAAACAGCAGUAAAUCUCAAUGCCAGUAUAUAUUCGAAAUGCAGGUUGCAACUGGCUAAUCUCCCUGACCACGACCUCUUGAAGAAAUACCUUCCUUUGAAGAAAGAAGACCUGAAAGCAAGCUCUGCAGUGGCCGAUCCCAAUGCACGUGGUCAGAGGGACACGACUCUUUCAUGGUUCUGGUCCUUGGAUGUUCAGGGCGACACAUCAGGCAAUGACUGGAUGACAGAAUUUUAUCGGGUGAAUUGGCUCCGGACGAAAGCACUGCGUGAUCGUUGGAAUGAGGAGGUUAUUCUUGUCAAACAUGAAAUGCAGUGGUCCAUUAAUUUCUUUAACCACAAAGCCAAGCAAUGGCUCAGUCACAUGGACACCGCGACUUCUGCAGGGCUCACCGGACAUACAUGUUAUGCUGCCCGACAAUCUCACAUAUAUCACCAACUAGCAGGACAUGCAGAGGAUACUUUCCGGAAGAUGAUAGGUCAGCCAGAACUACCGGUUUGA